AUUAUACAAAUGUAUUUUAUGUCAUCACUGAAAAUGUCAUGAAAUUGUGUUUUUAUUUGUAAUCUUGUGAGUUUAUACACUCAAUGAAAAUAAACCUAUGACUGUAAUGACUUGUUUUAUCAGAUGUCAGUUCGAUACCUGGAAAUGUGGACAUGUCAAUUAAUGUGGUUUUAAUUAUUCUUCUUGUGCCAACCCCUAUUUUUGUGUUUUUUGAUAUAAUCAUUUCCAAAAUUGCCCUUUGAUUAAGGAUGAUUGUGGUGCAGUCUACUGAGCACAGCUGAACGUAUACAUCAGUUUAUGGCGCAUUCUGAGAAAUUAUGAAAACAACGUGUCCUGUGACCUAUACAUUUUAAAUGAAAAAGCUAUGAUUCCAUCUUCAUGUGAGCCAUUUAUUGAUUCAAUCUGGUGAGUGACUCAGUGUUUGAAGAGUAUUUUAUAACUCAGAUCGCCAUCUAGAAUUGCUCAGAGUGGGAAUAUGUGUCACUAGAGUGAUUGUUUGAAGUAAGGAAACAAAAAUAUAUGCCUGAGUAUUUGUCUCCAAGUCUUCAGUUGAAAAAUUGAAAUUGAUUCUAUGAAUAGAUUGUUUAUUUUGACUUUACACUGUUAGUUUUUUUUUUUUUUUUUGAUAGACAACCUGUUUCUUAGCACUGACUCUUGUAAUUACUGGUUUCAUAAUGACAUGCUGCUUUUUUAGAGCCGUUGUGUAGUUUUGGACUCUGUUUCUGUUAUUCUGUUAUUGCCUGACAAGUAACUGUUUAUACGGGAGUGGCAAUUUAGAAUAUAAAGCAAAUCUGCAAUUCUAUGUCAUUCAUUUGAAAAUAUAAGAUAGUGAUUUAACAUAAGAAAGAUAACACUAUGUCUUGUCUUUUUGUUGGAAAAGUUUUUGAAAGUGUAAAGUGGAGGGUUAUGGAUGAAGUUGAAUGCAGUAAUAUGUCCAGCGUUAAUUCAACUAUAACAGCUUAUGUCCAGAAAAGAUAGAGAGAGAGAAAUUCACUACUGCAGUCUAUCACAAUUAAUAUUUUGCUGUGUGUUUGCUGUCCUGAGAAGUGUAAGGUAGCUGUUGUGAUUGGUGGCUGAUUCCAUGUUGGUGAUCAUCACAGACAUCCUCUUUGCCGACUCGUUUGCCUGGGGUUGCGAGAGCAGUAAGGUCGGUGGGCGGUGAUGUGGGUGCAAAGCCUGGCGUGUCCUCCUGAUCACAGUGAAUCGCAUCUGAUUACCACCGACCUUAAAUUUGCAAUAACAGGUGCGCCCUAAGCCACUGAGUGUACCCUGUUGCCCUGUUAAUUUAUUCCAAACAAACACUGACUCACAACAGCAAAAAAAAAAAAAAAAAAGUUAGACCACGAAAGAGUAUCUAUUUAAUUAUUCAGGGGUAGCAGUAAAAGAACCUUUGCGGUUUUGCAUUUUAUGCAUUCUGUGCCACCCAAUUGAAAAAGCAGGUACUCACCUAGAACCACAGGGAGACCAAGCAUUUCACUACUGGUCCACUGUGCUGAUCCAGUGUUCCCCAUGCACUUGCACCCUGUGAUCUGAGCUUACGCAAGCCCUUGCAAAGCAAGGCCAGUCCCUUCAGCUUUAUGGUUAGCGGGGAUUUAAUCUGACCAUUUGAUUAACCAGUGGGUCAAACCCACAAUAGGUAAAAAUUUAGGCACAAAAAUUAGCUCCAAAAAUCUGAACGCACAUUUUUGAUAGAAAGCAUCUCAAAGUAAAAACCACAUAUUUUAUUUGUCAUGUAGGUCCAUUGGGCUGCAUAUAGGAUGGCUUGGCUCUGUGCAGUGCAUACUAAGGUGUUUCUCAAAGUAAUUUAACUACUAGAAAAUUUUUGUUAACAAUUUUAUCAUUAUUGUUAAAACUACAGAUGACCUGGCUUAACUAUCUCCCAGUUUAAAAACCAUUGCUCUGAACCAGCAAUGUUUCUGCAACCAUAUUUCUUUUAAAUUUAAAAUCCUAAGAAAGUUUAGCAGGGACAAUUCUAGAGACUAGAGGCUCUUAGGCUAGAAAAUCCCACGAGGCUCUUCUGACCAACUUCCUGUCACCUAUAUAUCUGCCCUCUGGGGCCCCCAAUGCUUGGGGCCCAGUUAGCUGCCUCCCUUGCCUGUUCAUAAUAUUUGCCUCCAAAGUUUAGCCACUGGAAGGUUGGCAAUAUGAAAACAUUUUACUGUGUAAAUUUUGCAUCUGUCAAUCUCACACCUAUAUUUUUACAUCUCAGAACUUGCAUUAUGCCCACCUAAUGGUUGUUGAUCAAGCUUGUGUGGGCAGAUGGAAGUUGUUGAUUUACUUGCGAAAAUAAAUGCAAAAAGGUCAUUACCUGGGAAAGAGCAAACAGCUACCGACUGCUACCACAAUUAUCCGUUCACUGAGCUGUGACCAAAUCCACAAAACCACCUAUUUUCAUAUCUUAACGAUUGCUGUUAUAUAAAUAGCAAAAUGAUUAACCCUGUUUUAAUUUCCUAGUUCUGUCAUAGUUCUUUGACUACAUUUUUUACCUAACAUGUGAUUCUAUAAGUUUACAGUUAAUGAGCUAUAUUGGCAGAAAGGUGGAAAAAAGAGAGAAGAGUAAUAAACAAAAUGUAAAUAAUUACUUAUUUCAUUUUUGAAUUGCCCUAGUUUUUCUGUGUCCAAAAUACUACUCAAUAGAUAACUGUAAUUUCACUGUCUUAUUCCAUCAAGAUAUCUUACAAUUAUUUAUUUUAUCACAGCAUAUAAUGAAAUUGUAGCCUGUAGAAAUUGUAGAUAUUGGGGUGAUUAAAGACAUUUGUAAAUUCCUAAUUUGUUCACACACACACACACACACACACACACACACACACACACACACACAUCUGCAUCUGUAAACUAGGUUUCUCUGGCAUUAUCCUCAAUUGUGCCAUGAAAUCAACUGAACAUUUCCCUGCUGUGUCUAUCCCUGGAAAGUACUGGGUAUUUGGUUUUGCAUUAAGAUGGCCUUUGAUGGUGAGCCUGGUGCUCGUGGAAUGUUGACUGAGCUGUUAAUGAUUUAGCCGUGUGCUAAUGCAUCCGCCUGCUGCUUCUGAUGGUUGCCACGCAGCGAGAGACAAGAAAUAGCCUGGUAACUGGCCUGGGAUGUUGUCAGAAGGGGAUAAAUAUCGCGGCCAUAUGGGAACAAAUAUGAAUUCUUGUCUUAUUGAUAGUGCUUUUUUAUUGGGAAAGGAUGGGGCAGGAUAGUUGCCUUGAGAACAUCGCUGAACCUUCAGUGCCCAGAGCGUGAACAGAAUCCGGGGACAACAUGGUACUGGAACUCCUGGGGACUGAUUCUGAACCAGAAUCCAGCAUCUUAGGCCAGUAAUGAAGAGCAGCAAGUCCCUGGUGCAGUAUUAUUAAACCCAGUAGUACCAUUGACAAAACCCAUUAGCGUUGUCAUUCAGAGAAGUUACUAUCAAAACAGAAAACUUACUAACAAAAAAAAGAAAGAAAAGUUAAUAACAAAACAGAAAAAAAAUAUAUAAAGAAAUUAUAAUUGUGACCUGUAUCACAUAUAUUGUUUAAGCAUGUAGGAAAGAGAAAACAAACAACAAAAGUUAAAAUGAAUUGUGCUCUCUGCUCCUAAGUUUUGAAGUGAGACUAUUACUUACACUGUGCAAGCAUACUUUCAGGACAGUCCAGAUCCUGUGUAUUAAUGCAUGAGUUCACAACAUGCCUAAGAUGGAGAUUGUUAGAUUAGAUGGGAGCCCUCAUACAUUCAAUAGGCCCAUGCACCUAGGUCUGUUGACAUAGUUUUUAUACUCUCUUCUCUCAGCUCAUUGCCACAUCCCUGGUUCAGAAGUGCCUGCUCUGCCAAGACCUCCUUGGUUCCCCUGCCUCUGAUGAGCAGAGAAGAUGCCUGGCCUGAGGAACCGCUCCACCUGGGCCCCCCUGUUGCUCAAGGGCUCCUGUAUCAAGUCCUGUGCCAAUGGCUGCUCUCUGGGAAUCACCUCCCACCUCACCUAUGCCAACACAGACUCAGAGCCUGUGGAAGGUGUGUUUGUGUACCCUCUGGGGGAGAAGGAGGUGGUAGUGGGGUUUGAGGCUGUCAUUGCAGGCAGAGUAGUCAGUGUGCAGAUCCAGAGCCGGGGAAAGAUGGAGGACUGCUGCCUGGACUGCUGUGGGAACUCCAGUCUUGACAUGCAGUGCACCAACAGCAAGGACUGGGGCUGCUGUGGGAGCUCGAACCUGGACAUGCAGUGCACUAACGGGCACCUCAUCCUGGAUGAAGACCUGGAGAGAACCACUUUCAUUGUUGGUACGGGUGUCAUUGGACCAAUGGAGGUAGUUACUAUCAUUAUAACCACCACUCUGGAGCUCCCCACGCUGGAGAAUGGAGCAAUCCGCCUGGUCUACCCUUCAGUGCUCACACCCAUAGUGAGAGGCAGGAUGGUUUCAAACAAGAGCGAGAGCGGGGUGAGGUGGGAUGAACAGAGUCCAACCAGCUGCUUUGGGGGCACCUCUGGCAAACAGGAGAGAUUGAUGGGCCCUCCCCAGUACUGUGCCCAUGGAGUCUUCACCAGUCCAGCAGUCACUCACAUGCCUUACGAGCUCAGCUUCCAGCUGCUGGUGCGGGGGGCGUGUCUGCUUGCAGGUCUGGAGAGCCCCACCCAUGCCCUGCGGGCAGACGCUGACCCCAGUGCCCAGUGCGCCACUGCCACCUACAUCACCCUCGCUGAGGACCACCGCUAUGACCGCCACCUGGAGAUCAUCCUGCACCUGAGUGAACCUCACAGUCCUCUCAUUAUCCUGGAAAGGGGUCGACUCACCUUCCAGGAGUACGAGCAGCACAUCAGUGCCCGUCGCGAUUAUAUUCGCUGUGCCAAGAAAGAGUCAGACUCUGAAAAGAAGCUGGAGUUCGUAAGGAAGCGGUUCCACAAGGACAUUCUGUGUAACCCGGUUCUGAUGCUCAACUUCUGCCCAGACCUGCUGAGUGACCCGGUCGAGCUUCACCGGGCCACCAGGGAGGUGAUCUUCCUCAUCGACCGCAGCGGCAGCAUGAGUGGAGGCAACAUUGACAAGAUCAAGGAAGCUAUGGUGGUGGCCCUCAAGAGUCUGCCUCCAGGGACGCUGCUCAACCUUGUGGGGUUUGGCUCCAGCACAAAGACCCUCUUCACCUCCAGCAAACUCUGCACCGAUGAAACCCUGGUGCUGGCCUACGAGUAUGCCCAGAAGAUGAGGGCCGACAUGGGGGGCACCAAUCUCCUCGGUGCCCUCUCCUGGGUGUACCAGCAGCCCGUGCAACGCAGCAGUCCGCGCCAGGUGUUCAUCAUCACAGAUGGCACGGUCAGCAAUGUUGGCAAAGUGCUCGAGCUUGUGCGGAGGAAUGCCUGUUCGGGCAGGUGUUUUGGGGUGGGCCUGGGCCCACUGGCCUGCAGAAGGCUGCUUCAGGGGGUUGCCAAAAUUACAGGAGGCAUCACAGAGUUCCUUAGUGAGGACGAGAGGUUGCAGCCCAAGCUGGUAAAAUCCUUGAAGAAGGCCUUUGAACCCGUACUUACAGAUGUCCGUAUUGACUGGUAUGUCCCGGAUAACUUGGAGGCACUCCUCUCACCCAAUGAAAUCCCUCCACUGUAUCCUGGAAACUGCCUAAUUGGCUACUGCACCAUCUAUGAUGUAUCUGCAUUCAAAAGUAAGAAGAAUGAGGCAAAGAGCCGCGUCUACAAGGGCCUUUCCCGGGGCUCGAUGGGCUCUGUAUUCGGGCAUUCUCAGGAUGAGCUCUGCGUCCCCUUCGCGGCCGACCUCCUGGAACCCCUGUUGGCCCCGCUGGAGCAGGACGACGUGGAGGAGGCGGUCAGGGAGAUAUCCCGCGAGAUCUCCUCUGAGUUUUCCUGCGCCAGGCCCACAGAUGCCAGCCCCGGCUCCGGAGGAGAGGCGGAGCCGUCCAGCGACGUGCGGCGCAGGAUCCAGAGGGACUCCUACGUGCAGGAGCAGUACGUCCUGACGCGGUGCUCGCUGAGCAGCGAGAGGGGCCUGACCCAGGGCUCCUCCGGCUCGGAAUGCCCGCAGCCCGCCCUGCUGGACACCGUCUCCCUGCCCCAGGGCCUGGAGAGGAUGGCCCCUCCCGAGCAACGCAGGCUGUCACGCUGGGAGUCACCAUGGCAACACGCACAGUCCUCAGAGAGUGCUGAAACUGUGAGUUUCGCUGAGUCAGGAAAGGCAGGCAGGCUGCUGAGCGUGGAGGAGUCCCGCCGCAGACAGAAGGCCCUGGCGCGGUCGGCCAUGGCCAGCCGCAGCUUCUCCUCGCCGCAGGGCGAGCUGGACAUGCACCGGCUGCGGCGGGCGCUGGAGAAGGUGUCCUUCGACCAGGCCGUGGGCGGGCGGCUGGACGAGAGCGACGGGGAGGCCCAGCCCACUCCCCGGGCGGCCCUCUCCCGCCGGAGCCUCACGGACUCCAGCGGUCUCCUGUUCCCCGCCUCUCCCCUGGAUUGGGACAGUUUCACUGACCCCGAGUACCUGUUCUCUGCUGCCCCGCCCGAGGAGCCCCACUCAAUCCCCGGCCUGUGCCGCUCUGUCAUCCACGGGGUGCUGUCCGGUAAGCCCGUGUCCUGGGAGGUGACUGUGGAUCUAUCGCCUCUCUGGCUCCCCGAGGGACCCGCCCCAGGGCCGGACGGCUGGGAAGAGAUAGUGCACCACCUGACCGCUCGCUCCGUCAUCCGGGACUUCGAGAACAUGGCGGAGAAGGAGUCCGACAUUGAGCACGGGCCAGCAAAGAGGUACCGCAUUAAAGCCAUCCAGACCAGUAAGGGCUGCAACACAAUCUGUAUGUACACGGCCUUCGCUGCUGUUGAUGGCAACACCAAAGAGGGUCUCACAGGGUCUGUGGAAGUGCGAAACACAGGGGUGCGCUUUGGCGCCAGGCGGAGCUCUCACUCCGGAAGCCGCAGACAGAGGGCGUACUCCACGGGACUGGGGCGCAGGCCAUCCAGCCGGGACUCUGAGGAGUUUGAGGACACCUUCGCAUCAACAGACCGGGAGGACACCCCUGCCUCUCCUUGCAGCCUGACAUCCUGGGACAGCAGCACAGGGGGGAGCUGGUGCCCUGUCAGCCCGUCGGCCACGUCCGUGAGGUCCCAGCGGUCUAUGGAGAGCCGCUCAGUGGAGACCUUCUUUGGCUCAAGGUUCAGUCUGGGCAAGCUCCGAGGCCCCAGCUCUUCAGGGAAACAGGCGCCACUGAAGCCGUACUGCCUGUCGGCCGAGGCGGAGAAGCCGUCCGACUGCGAGACCGCCGACUACAUGCAGCUGGUGCGCCUGCAGCUGGCCUCUGGCGCCUUCCUCCUGACGGAGCUGUACUCGGAGUGCCUGCAGAUCCCCCUGGAGAGGCUGAAGAGAGCCUCCCCCUACACCAGCCACCGCAGCAGCCUGAGCCCACCCUUCCACUGCGGCUCCCCGCACAGCCCCGCCCCCAGCCCCGCCCCCGCCAAGCCCCCCUCGGCCUGCAACCAGGACGCCAAACACAGGGCCCCCUGGCCACGCCCCAGCCAGCAGGACCCCACCCCCCCACCCUGCGAGGCCCCGAGCUCGGAGGAGACCUCCCCGGAGCCGGGCGGGGGUCCGGGGCAGGCAGACAGCGGGCGGGGCUCGGAGACGGACGCGUGCGAGGGGUCCCCCAUGGAGCCCCCGGAGCCGGCGGGGGAGCGGCUGGCCCUGCGGGACCUGGAGGGCUCCACCUGGGCCACGGCCGUGGCGCUGGCCUGGCUGGAGCACCGCUGCGCCGGCUUCUUCGUGGAGUGGGAGCUGGUCGCCGCCAAGGCCGACUUCUGGCUGCGCGGGCAGACGCUGCCCGAGGGCGUGGACCUGGCCGGCCUCAAGGGGGCGGCGCGCCAGCUGUUUCUGCUGCUCCGCCACUGGGACGAGAACAUCAAGCUCAACAUGCUGUGCUACAACCCCAAUAACAUGUGAGCGCCAGCCCUUCGCCCCGCUCCUUCGUAACCCUCGCCCCCAAAGCCUUGAUGACGACUGUGGAGUCCCCGGUAACAAGAAUCUACUUGAAAUUGUGUGUGGGGACGAGGGAGGUAUGCGUCGAUGUUGGUAGUGACGGCCAGUUACGGUUGAGUAACUGUCAUGUGCCUUGAAACCUGAACCUCUUGACCGUGUUCCUUAUUUUAUUCCACUUUGUUCCAGUUAAAUCUCCAGAGAAUACAAGACCCUGGGAUACAAUGUAGAAGCAAAACCAGCUGGGGAAAGGCAGAUAUUGUUAAAAACUGAGAGGCUGCACUGAUAGGAAACCCUGUGGGGAACACAGACAGGUUGUGUUUUGCGAUUUGUGUCACGUGCAGAAUCUUUCUCAUAUUUUAUGUUGAGCUCACUGUGUGAAAGACAAAUUCAAUCUGGGACAAUAAGUUUCAUUCAGUCAUUCGUUCAUUAGCUAGUUAUCUUUGUAAACUGUGUAAAUGAAGCUAUAGCUUGCUAGCUUUCAAAAUAAAAAUGAAAAUGAUUUAGGAUUUAUUAUCGACAGCUAGCUAUAUGUAGAAAAUUAUUUUUUAUGAAAUGCUAAAAUCAUGUUGACAUAAAACUAUUACCAAAUAGUCACCUCUUCAGUUGAUGACACCGUGCUGAUAACUCCCCAGAAUAUUUGUAUUAUCUUCCACAAGAUACUACAAUAUACAUAAAACCAGCUAUAUUUUAUUUUCUUUAGUGCCAAAGUUUUCUAUCACUGGUCUCACAGCCAGGUUUCUUUACUUCUGGUCAUGAGAAUGGAUGCUCAAGAUAUUAUAGCAAAGGAGGGUACAAAAGAUUCACACUUGAAUGGUGACACUCUGUAAGACCAAUAAAGGAGAGCUGUGAAACAAGUGUGACUUUUGUUCACAGUGUCUCACUACACAAUCUUUGCUCUGCAGGUGUCUGAUAUCAUAUCCCAGGGUCUACCUUUAAAGGACACGAAGGCAUGAACUUUUGCACCUUUACACCAAGCCUGUGAUAGAUGUGGAGGUGCGUUUUUUGACACUCCUGUGUACAUUGCUCAGUUCCUAAUUAAAUUCCUUUGACCUGAUCCCCCAGUACUUUUAUAUAAUUCAGAACGUUCAGUUUCCUCACAGCCUCAUUUCACAUCCACAGUGCAAGUAAACUCACUAUAUGCAACAGCUUUUUUAGGAAUGUAGAACUUAAGUGUGUGAGUUUGUAUGUGUGUGCAUGUUGGGAGGGAUGGGGGAAGUGGAGUAACUUAACACUGACUUGCACAUAUUUUCAACGCUCAACUUUAUGAGGUGAAAAAUUACCAGACUACUAUUGUGUGGCAAUAAUCUGCUGUAAAAUUAAAAUGUACUCAUUUAAGUUUAUGUUUUAGUCCUCCUGAGUAUGUAAUAAAGGGAUGCUUUGAAA
This is a messenger RNA of Anguilla rostrata (American eel), 9297 nucleotides long. It is a transcript of the gene vwa5b2, whose product is annotated as von Willebrand factor A domain containing 5B2. Bases 3835 to 7878 code for a protein of 1347 amino acids. The transcript has 22 exons. The record is from RefSeq and is a predicted model, not a curated record. NCBI's taxonomy places the organism in Eukaryota, Metazoa, Chordata, Actinopteri, Anguilliformes, Anguillidae.